CUUGAUUUUUAUAGUACUUUUAUUUAUAACCACUAAACUUUUUUAUGGUUAGUUUUGCUAAAAACUUUCAUGAAAAUUUCGUUGAUGUUCUCACAUUAAGUUCUUAUCGAAGGAAUGAAGUUUCCGCUUUUUUUGUUAUUCAGGAACUUUUUUGCAUGCAUUUUCUUUGUAAAUGCCAAAUUUCAGCCAAAAAUAUUAGGGAGCAGAUAGUAUAAGAAGUGUAGGACUUUUGGUACCUAAAUUCUGUUUUUUUUGUUUUUGUUUUUGUUUUAUCAGUAUGAGAAAUACGGGGAGGAUAGGGGGGUGGCGAAUGGUAAACAAAAAAAUUCUUACUACAUUGUAUUAUUUAAUUUUUAAUAUUAGAUUAUUUUAAUAAAUAAAAAAUGGUAAAAGUCAUAACAAAGAAGACUUCAAAAAGCCAAUUUGCACAGACUACAGCUGUAUCUACCUCUUGUACUACACCUGUAUCUACCUCUUGUGCUACACCUGUAUCUACCUCUUGUGCUACACCUGUAUCUACCUCUUGUGCUACACCUGUAUCUACCUCUUGUGCUACACCUGUAUCUACCUCUUGUGCUACACCUGGGUGUUAUAACAUCAUAACCACAUCUACGGCCAACUCUAAGAUCACCUUAUUUUGUUUGGCAGUGUUCUGGAAUCAAGUUAUGGCAAUAUUUUAUGUAUAAAAUCUAACAAUUACAUUAAAAAAGUGCUUAUUUUUGACAAAAACUUGUAUUUUCUUAAGGGUUAGAUGGUGUUUCAUUACCCCCUCUGGCUCCCAAGAUACACCCUAC
Hydra vulgaris (swiftwater hydra) is the source of this 794-nucleotide messenger RNA. NCBI's taxonomy places the organism in Eukaryota, Metazoa, Cnidaria, Hydrozoa, Anthoathecata, Hydridae. The record is from RefSeq and is a predicted model, not a curated record.